Tachyglossus aculeatus (Australian echidna) is the source of this 717-nucleotide messenger RNA. Its product is annotated as olfactory receptor 14A2-like. NCBI's taxonomy places the organism in Eukaryota, Metazoa, Chordata, Mammalia, Monotremata, Tachyglossidae. The transcript is spliced from 4 exons. Bases 1 to 717 code for a protein of 238 amino acids. Gene Ontology annotation, molecular function: olfactory receptor activity. The record is from RefSeq and is a predicted model, not a curated record. Gene Ontology annotation, biological process: G protein-coupled receptor signaling pathway. Gene Ontology annotation, cellular component: membrane.
AUGAACAAUACGGCCUGUGGAAAAGUGGUCUCCGCCUCCUGGCUCAGCGGGGUCCACAUCUUCCAGAACGUACUGAGGAUGCCGGCCACCAAGUGUCGGGCCAAAGCCUUAUUAUCCACCUACCUGCCUCACCUCACAGUCGUCACCAUCUUCCACUCUAUGACCUUCAUCUCCUACCUCAAGCCCGUUUCAGACACCUCCUCAGUUCUGGACCUGCUUGUGUCCGUGACCUACACCCUGAGCAGUGCCACUCAGCUCUUCCUGGUAGUCCUGUUUGCUGCCUCGGAGUUUUUCAUCCUCAUGGCCAUGUCCUUCGACUGCUAUGCCGCUAUCUGUCUCCCCGUGACCUAUGAGUUCCUCAUGAAACCAAGGGCUUCUGGGAAGAUGGUUGAUGCCUCCUGGCUCAGAGGAGGGCUGUUAGGGAUUUUAUUUUCAGCUUUGAUCUUCUCCUUGCCCUUCUGCGGAUCCAACGUUGUCCAGCAUUUCUUAUGUGACGUCCUGCCCCCGAUGAAGAUCAUCUGCUCUGAUCACUCCGCCAUCGACGUGAUCAUGACCUUUGGGAUAACCAUAAGCAUAUUUGGUUAUCUCAAGCCGCCUUCACACUCUUCCUCGAUGUUCGACCUGCUGAUGUCCGUGUUCUAUGUCCGCCAUCAUGCCCCGGCCCUGAAAUUCCUCAUCUACAGCCUGCGGAACCAGGACAUGAACGCUGCUCUGUGA